CCCCCCGGGUAGUGAGAGUGACCCUCACUGAGGAAGCGGAACCUUUGUGAGGGAGGAGGCGGAGCCUGGGACUGUUGUGGCGGUUGCUCUUUGGCGGCGCGCACGAUUGGGAGAGAGAAAAGAAUGAAGAAGAAAGAGCGCGGGGCCGGCGGCUCAGGGUCAGGCCGAGAGCGGGGAAAGGAGGUCCUGGUGUUCAGCGAGGAUGCCCGGAGGGAGUUUCUGACCGGCUUUCACAAGCGUAAGGUGGAGAGGAGGAAAAAGGCUUUGGAAGAAAUUAAAGUGAAGCUGAAGGAAGAACAGAAACGAGUGAAAGAGGAGAGACACAAAGAAUAUUUGAAGAUGUUCAAGGAGAGACAAGAAGCUUUAGAGGAAGCUGAUGAGUUGGAUCAAAUGACAGCAUCCAAAAUGGAAUCCAUUCAGUAUGACCAUCCAAACCACACUGUCACUGUAACAACGGUUAGCAGUUUAGAUUUGACUGCUGCCAAUUUGUACCUUGGUGCAAACCAGCCUGAAGACAUUGAGGGAGAAGAGAUGGUGAAGAGAGAUGAUCUGAACGUGAAAAGAGACAAUCCUGUACCAAGGAAAGGAGCUGAACCCAUAAUGUCUGCAAAAAUCUCUUCACUGACAUCUGCCUUACAUUCAAGUGUGAAAAAUCAAAAAGGAAAGAAAUGGAAAAGUUCACAUGAUCAGGUCAAAAAACCCCCGAAAGGCAAGACCACAAAAUCACAGAGAAGAAAACGGACAGGAAAACCAGUGGGGGAGUGGUAAUUCACAGAAAUGCCAGUCACUGAGCCCAACUAUCCUAUGAAUAAAGAGUCACUUUGUGAUGUUAAUAUUAGAACAACAA
Molecule: messenger RNA, 847 nt
Organism: Rhincodon typus (whale shark)
Lineage: Eukaryota; Metazoa; Chordata; Chondrichthyes; Orectolobiformes; Rhincodontidae
Gene: nol12
Product: nucleolar protein 12
Exons: 6
Coding region: 124-768 (214 amino acids)
Cellular component (GO): nucleolus
Molecular function (GO): RNA binding
Source: RefSeq, a predicted model, not a curated record